AUGAAGGUUUCCAAAGCAUGUGUCUUCGCUCUCAUCACUUUCUUCAACGUGAACACCGCAGCGGUGAUCCCAGAAGCCUCUACUAUAGACGGAGAUCUGGUCCCGUUCAACAUGACCACUCCCGAGAUCCCCCCACCAUUCGUCAUACUCUCCUCCUCUUCCUCCCCCACGAAGACCAAACGCGAUGAUGCUAGCAGAUACCGAGAGGCCAAAGAAAAGUCCUACAAAAUAGUCGAUGUGGUUCAGAAACCCUGGCCCUGGCAAAGGAAUAAGAAAGAAAAAGUAAAGCCCAAGGCUACACCACGUCCAUGCAGAUAUCCCGAGACUCGCCCAUGCAUCACGCAAAAAGAGAUUGAUCAAGGAUGGCAUGAUGUGGCAGGCUGCUUCAAUGAGAAUUUGUUUCUCCUCGGCGUCGGACCUACACAUUGCUGGGACGCGGGCGAUGAUUGCAUUAAGCCGAAUUGUAAAUAUUGA
This is a messenger RNA of Botrytis fragariae, 474 nucleotides long. RefSeq lists its product as uncharacterized. The transcript has a single exon. The coding region runs from base 1 to 474 and encodes 157 amino acids. The record is from RefSeq and is a predicted model, not a curated record. Lineage: Eukaryota; Fungi; Ascomycota; Leotiomycetes; Helotiales; Sclerotiniaceae.